This is a messenger RNA of Meloidogyne enterolobii, 1321 nucleotides long. The record is from the annotation of a GenBank genome assembly. NCBI's taxonomy places the organism in Eukaryota, Metazoa, Nematoda, Chromadorea, Rhabditida, Meloidogynidae.
UUCUUUCGAAUGACUUAUUGUUUGUCUUAAUUGGUUCCGUGACAUGAAACGGAAUUUUGCCCAUUAUAAUUUUUAGGAUGAUUUUUCGAAGCUUAUUGAAGAACAAAGGAUUGCCCAUGUAAAACAAGUUUCUGCGGAGAAAUACAGCGCUGCAAACUACCAAAGACGAGCAAUUGGAAUCAUGUCUGGACCUCCUCCACCGACUUAUGUUUGCAAUCGUUGUGCUCAACCUGGUCACUGGUACAAAAGCUGUCCAUUGGUAAUUUCACUUCUCUUCUACCUCAUUUUCACAUUGAUGAUGAAGAAAUCAAGUGAUCGGGGAAUUUUUAAUCAACAAUGGCCUAGAGCGGUUUUUCUUGCAGUUGCAUCUUCGGGGCAAAGUGGUGGUGGAUAUCCUUCUCUUCCCCUUUGUCAAAUACUUCUGAUGCAGUUAUUCAGUCACAACAAAGACAAACGGAUGAAGCCUCCUGGAAUUGGACAAGACCAUUCAGGCAUUAUUGGAACUUCAAUCUCUUCAAAUUUGUUGGCGAAUAUUGGUGGUGUAAGGCCGUUAAAUCCUCCACUUGCAUCAAACAUUCUAUAUCAGUCAACAACUAUUCGACCUAUUGGCCCUCAUGUACCUGACAGUGAAAUAACACAAGUUUGGCUUUCUUUCUUCCGUAUGAAGGACAGUCAACAACAAAAUCGUCAAUACAAGAGGAGGUACUCAAUUUCUCCUGAAAGAAGAACCCCAUCUCCUCAACAUCAGUUUUCUCGAAGAUCAUCUCGAGCUGUUGGAGGUAAUUAUCGUCGAAGUAAGCCCUACUUCAAUCCUCGUCACCAUGCUUUGGAAGAAAAAGAAGAAAGAAAUGGUGAAAAGGAUAAAAGAAGAGGAAGAAAAACUGAAAGAAAAGAAGAAAUUGGUGAAAAGAAAGAAGAAAAGGAGAUGAAAGUGUCGAGUAAAGAUGAACGGAAAGAGGAGAGAAGAGAAAAGAAGGAACGAAAGGAAGAUACAGAAAUGAAGGAAGAAAAAGAAGAAAAGAAGGAACAUAAAGAAGAUGCAGAAAUGACUGAAGAAAGAAUAGAAAAGGAGGAAAAUGAAGAUAUCGAACUGAAAGAGAGGAGAAUUGAUGCAGGAUUUGGCUUUAGCUCAGGCUCAAAGAAAUUGGCUACUACUACUGGAUGCUACUACCACACCUUCAUUCUCACUGUCAGUAAAAAUUUUUUUGAUAAAUCUUCGUUUUUUUAUUAUAUUUGUUUAGUUACUGCUUUUGAGUUUGUUCGCAAUUUUUAUCCACAAGCAUAUAUUUUACAAAUUAAAAAAACGUUUUUUAAUCACUAA